CCCGACGGAAGCUCAUUUCCGUAUUUACAAGCGGACCGUGACGUUCAGGGUCCAGUGAAAACUACGUCUCGGCGGUGCAAAUUGGAGCUUUUCCCUCUCCACAUCCGGCGACAUGAUGCUCUCUUUGAAAGCUUUUCUCAACGAGCGGCUGGCGGCGGUCGCGGACGAGAUAUUCGGCGCCGUCGAGAAGACAAUAGACGAGUACAAAGAGGAGCUUUGCCGCGUGAAGGACUUGGAGAUCGGUCGCCUUAGGAUGCAGCUCAGGCUUCUCAAGUCAGAUGCAUGUAACGGAGCCCAGCUGCAGGAGCACACCCAUCACCACCUCCCUCCUCCCCCUCCUCAGAAGCAUGAGGAGGGCGCAUCAGCAGACACGGAGGCCCCCGAGUCACAGCACAUGGAGGACGAAGGCAGCAGCAGUAGCUUGGAGCAUCCCGGUGAUGUUGCCCAAGUGAAAAAAGAACCCGAGAGGAGCCUCAGGGAGUUCUGGCUCGGCCACAGUUCAGAGCCUCUGGAGGACCUGGAGUCAGAUAUGAAAGAUUUCAUGUCCUCGGCGUCAGGCGUGAGGGCCGCCUUGCACGAGCCCAUCUUGCCCUUCCACCUCUAUCACUCCGGCGGCGUUGACGAGGGCAAGGAGAAGCCCUACAGCUGCUCGGUUUGCGACAAGCGCUUCGGCAACUGCUCCCACCUGGCCGCUCACAUCAGGACGCACACGGGCGAGAGGCCCUACAGGUGUGACAUUUGCAGGAAGAGCUUCAUCACCACCAGCGCCCUCAACAGACACCAGACCAUACACACCGAGGGUAAACACUACGUGUGCAUUUACUGCAGCAAGGCCUUCAAAUGGAUGGAGUCUCUCGGAAGGCACGUGAGAAUUGCCCACAAGAGGCCUAAUGCGCCUCAAUGACCUGGCAUGUUCAGGAAAGAAAUGUAUGUAGUCGUAUUUAUCAUGUAAGUAGUAUUUAUUCAGCAGGUGGACUGGCGGUUCCUCUGUCUGCCCCUGAGGUUUUAGGUUUGUGUUCUCCAGGUACUAUGGCUUCCUCCCAGAUCCCAAAACUUGCCUGUUAGGUUCAGUCUAAUUCAGUGAUUCUUGAAGCGUAUCAAAAUAGUGCCACUCUUAUAACCAACUUUAAAAUGUACUAGGCCCACUGCCCGUUUGUCCACAUGGACCCGGCGAUUGGGCAGCGACCAGUCCAUCAUCUCGGAUCAGCUACCGUUCAUUGAGGACAAACGCUUUAGAAAAUGGAUUGAUAUUGACUAAAUGGCAUGUUUGCGAAUGAAGUGGGGCCUCUCUAUUGGACAUCUGUCGACUCAGCAGCUUUUUCCUUUUACUUUUAAAUUGAAAGUACUUGUGCAGUGUUGUCAUUCCCAUUUGUAUGCGUACUUCCAGUUGUGAGGAAAAAUGAUUCAAAUUA
Messenger RNA from Hippocampus comes (tiger tail seahorse), 1412 nucleotides. Its product is annotated as zinc finger protein 43-like. Lineage: Eukaryota; Metazoa; Chordata; Actinopteri; Syngnathiformes; Syngnathidae. The record is from RefSeq and is a predicted model, not a curated record. Gene Ontology annotation, molecular function: RNA polymerase II cis-regulatory region sequence-specific DNA binding; DNA-binding transcription factor activity, RNA polymerase II-specific. Gene Ontology annotation, biological process: regulation of transcription by RNA polymerase II. The transcript is spliced from 2 exons. The coding region runs from base 113 to 904 and encodes 263 amino acids.